UUUGUUCUUGUUAGAGUAUUCUGGUACGGUAUUGUAUACAUUCCAGAAUUUUUUUUUCACAAUCUACAAUUACAAUGUCUUCACCGUCUUUGACUUAUCAAUUGUUGACUGUAGCUGUAGUUGUUCUUCAACGGCAAAUGAUCCAUAAUAAUGUCGGUAGUCGUACCCAAUGGAAUACUACCUAUGAUUAUAUUGUUGUUGGUUCAGGUACAGCCGGAUCAUUGAUUGCAGGUCGACUUUCGGAAAACGCUUCAACAACAGUUUUACUAAUAGAAGCUGGCGGUCCAGCAUCCGUUAUCACUGAUAUGCCUAUUGAAUCAUGGAAUAUUGAAACCGGCGAAUUUGAUUGGGGUUAUUAUACCGUACCACAGGCUAACGCUGGUUUCGCCUUCCGAAACCGUCAGAUAAUAUAUCCUCGUGGCAAAGUAGUCGGUGGCUCUCAUUCGACUAAUUUUGCUAUCUAUAACCGUGGUAACCGACAUGAUUUUGAUAAUUGGGCAAAUUAUUAUGGUUUAUCAGAAUGGUCAUAUGAAAAUGUGUUGCCUUAUUUCCUACGAACCGAAAACAAUACAAACAGAUUAUAUGUAGAGGCCGCUCCAGCUCAUCAUUCUACUACCGGUCAGGUUGAAGUUUCAUCACCACCAAAUCCGGAUCCGAUUCUAUUUAAAUAUAUGGAAGGUUGGAAUCAACAAGGUCUUCCUUAUACCGAUUUCAAUGGACCGAAUCAAUUGGGAACAACUUUGAUUCAGCAAACAAUUUCUACACAAAACUAUACACGUCUUUCAACAUCGAAUGCUUUCAUUGUGCCAGCAAUCGGCCGUAACAAUUUACACGUAUUAGUACGAAGUCAUUGUACAAGAAUUCUAUUGCGAAAUAAUACCAAUACUGAUCAAUUGGAAGCAUAUGGUAUCGAAUUCGUUCGCAAUAAUAGCACUUAUCAAGUUUAUGCUAAUCAGGAAGUAAUUCUUUCGGCUGGUGCCAUUAAUACACCACAGAUUAUGAUGCUGUCAGGUAUAGGUCCACGACAACAUCUUACCGAAAUGGGCAUAGAAGUACAAAUGGAUCUGCCAGUUGGUGAACAACUUCAGGAUCAUAUUCUUAUACCAGUCGAUUAUUUGGUCACCAACGAAAGUCUUAUUCAAUAUGAUCGAGACGUGGAUAAUGUUUUGACAGUGCAAAAUUUGUACAAUUAUUACAUUAACAAUUCUGGUCCUAUCACACAGUUGCCUGUUGUGUUGUCAUAUCAUUCAACAAGAGUAAAUGAUGUGGCUGAUUGGCCAGAUGGCGUAAUGGCCACUUUAAUCGAUCAAAUUCCCGAAAACGUGACAACAUUAACUCAGUAUAUGCAAGAUCCAGAUGCAUGGGCAGAAUAUUUCCAGCCAUUAGCUGGCGAUCCUCGUCAUUUUUUCGUGUUCUAUGCAAUGUAUCGUCCACGAAGUCGCGGAACUGUUCGUCUUCGAUCACAAAAUCCAUUUGAUGCGCCUCUAAUUGAUCCAAACUAUUAUGGCGAUGUACACGAUUUAGCUGUGGCUGUCGAUACAAUGAGUGCUGGAAUGGAAAUGAUGGAACAACCAUUUUUUCGCCAAUAUGGUCGAAUCUAUCCACGAGCUAUACCUGGAUGUCAAUUCUGUCCAGAUAGACCGUAUUACAAAUGCUAUACUUAUUUGGCUUGCUACGCCCAAACUCUUACACUAACUUCCUAUCAUCCUACUAGCACAUGUCGUAUGGGUAAUUCGAGCGAUACUGGAGCUUGUGUUGAUGAACAUUUAAGGGUUCGUGGGGUGAACAAUCUUCGGGUUAUCGAUGCAUCAAUCAUGCCAAAAGUCAAUAAUGCCAAUACAAAUGCUGCGGUCAUGAUGAUUGCCGAAUAUGGCGUUGAUUUUAUUCGACAAGAUUCUAUGAACAUGUCGAGGUCAUUGUAAAAUAGAAUAUUGAACAUGCAGUUUAAUCAACCGUGAAACAAUAAAAACAAUAUCCCUCUAAAUCGAUCGAUGAUCGAUGAAA
Messenger RNA from Dermatophagoides pteronyssinus (European house dust mite), 2004 nucleotides. Its product is annotated as L-sorbose 1-dehydrogenase-like. Gene Ontology annotation, molecular function: oxidoreductase activity, acting on CH-OH group of donors; flavin adenine dinucleotide binding. NCBI's taxonomy places the organism in Eukaryota, Metazoa, Arthropoda, Arachnida, Sarcoptiformes, Pyroglyphidae. The record is from RefSeq and is a predicted model, not a curated record.